GUCUUCACAGAACGCUCCAGCUGAAAGAAAGAGGGGAAAGAAAGCGUCUUGUAUACUUGUUCCAUAAACACAAUGAAAGACCUCAGUGAAGGGUCUGACGAUGCUGAUGGAGGUCGGCCACGAUUACGGGCCGGAGGCGGACCUUUCUCAGCAGUACCCUCCGCCAUUACUGCCGAAACCGGGCAAGGGCAACGCCCGGCUCCAGAAACUCAAGAAGAAGAGGGCCAAGAAAAAGGGCAGCCUCUCCCAGACGCCCGUCCCCUUUCGCUCCUGUCUGUCGCCCGUCAACGAGGCGAGCACGGACCUCGAGCACAGCGACCGGUCCAGCACGCCGGACUCGGCCUGCGAUGCGGACCCGUCGGUGUCCAGUUUCCCCUUUGAACCCCUCUACAACCGCUCUGCUUCGGCAUUCCCUCGCAGCGGCCCCUACGGCCUGUCGGGCCGCUACAGCCCUCAGUCCCACGUCGCUCAGAUCAGGACUUCUGAAGAUCAGGUGGCUCCGCUGUACGAGUGCUCCUCUUUUCUAUUCGAUGACGUGACUCCUCUCAUGAGGCCACCUUCGCUUUCCCCACCACCCCCUCCACCAGCGCCACCACCUGAGCGGCCUGCAGCGCCGACUCUUCCCUACGUUUUCAAUUUAAACACGGCUCCAAAUUCCCGUGGGUCAGUCACAACAGUUCCUCCGGUUGCCGCGUCGCAAUCCAGCACGAGAAUAUCCACCCACAGCAUGACCCUAUCCCCAGCUGCCCCCACCUGGGGCCCGGCGGCUUCUCAGGUUGCAGACCUACCGACUCUAUCGGCUCCAAACACUCAGGCACAACCUUUUGUUCCCAGCCAGAGGGAGACAAACGCCAGUUUAAAGGACAACCGUCAGAGCCAGAGCUCCUCCUGGAUUGCCAGACCAGCCAGGGAUGACAGCUUUGUUCCCAGCCAGAUGUCCCCUGAGGUGACCGCCUCAAAAAUAUCCCUCGUUGAAGCAGUUAAAGAGACAAAGCCUGAGGCCCUACAAAGCAGGAUUUAUACAUCGAAGGCAACGUUUUAUGAGAUCUCUAAACCUCCCUCCAUCCAGGAGCUCCCGGUAAUGACCCCAAGCUACCAGGGAGCAUCGCUGUCUGACGGGUACAGAAAGAAGACGGCGGUGACGGUGGUGAAAUCUGAUCAGAAAUGGUCCGCCUCCCAAUGUGGAAGGCCAAGGACUCCCUCGUCUACACCGGCUCGAGUGUCCACGCCCUUUAUUGAGAUAUCCAAACCUAACCCACUUUUGUUUGCCGCUUUCAAGUCCUCUCAAGAUCUACAAGCUCCUGUGAUUCCCAACGAAGCUCCAAGACAGAAAUCGGUGAUUCAAACCAGAGCAAGAAGUAAACCUUCUGCUGCCGCGGAGGAACUGAAGCAGACUGACGCGAAUCACAUUACGAGUAUCAGACAAGCUAGCAACUAUGAAAAGAUAGAGGCGCAAAAGAGUACAAUAAAUCUAAGCAUUGCUAAUAUGGAUCUGUACCCAAGAGAGAACUUGGCAUCAGCUCUGACUGCACAGGACUCUGCGGAGGCCAAACCAACACUGAUAGAACCAGUCGACCCAGAACCACAAACAAACCAAGUUUCGGAAAGUGAAGCUUCGUCUUUGCCAGAAGUCCCAUCAGUUCUCUCUACCGUACCAAAUACUGCAAAUAUCAAGCCUACGCCAGUGAUUUAAAUUCAAGCGCCACCAAGUCCAAGUCCCCUGUCGCCCCCUCAUCGCACCCCUGGGGUCGUGGCACGUAAGUCGUUGUCGUCACUAUUGCAGAGUC
Pseudoliparis swirei is the source of this 1787-nucleotide messenger RNA. RefSeq lists its product as uncharacterized. The coding region runs from base 101 to 1693 and encodes 530 amino acids. The record is from RefSeq and is a predicted model, not a curated record. The transcript is spliced from 2 exons. NCBI's taxonomy places the organism in Eukaryota, Metazoa, Chordata, Actinopteri, Perciformes, Liparidae.